AUGUCCGCGAUGGGGCCACAACAUCACACUACCACAUCGAGCGCAGCUCGUUCACCCGAACGUCGCGCAUCCGCCCAUGCGGGCUGGUGCGAUGCAGUCACUAGCCUUAGGAGGGAGCUAAAACCGAUUAAUACUACUGAGCCGCAAACCCGUGCAUCUGCUGCACCGACCGACGCCGCGCCAGCUAUUCGAAGAAACCCGCUACGUGCUGCGCGAGCUCAGAAACGCCCUCGAUCUCCCGAAGUCGCCAAAGAAAAUCGCAAGCGUCGUCGCGGGGACGAUGUGCCGCCAGUGAAGACGACAGUAUCGCGCCCAUCAUCGGGGCCAAGGAGAAAGCGUACUAGACGUAUGGCGGCGGAAGUGCACAAGCUGCGGUGCGAGGCCGAAGACGCCCGGAGACUCGUCGCGGAGACGCAUGAGGCGAUAUCGCUAGCUGCUGCCAGUGUUAAGAACCUUGUACAGGACAUCAAUAUGAUCAGCAUCUCUCACCCGACUGCAUCCUCACGCGAGGAGGUCUCGAGGAGCGAUACUGUCAGUGCAACAAUCAACCAUACCGGUGGUGACUCGCCGCAAGAUCUCAGACCCGAACAAUCCGCGAUCAAGCAGCCACCCGAUAUUCAGACCGUCGUCGCUGCCUUGAAACCGACGCAGUCAGUUGGCUCGGCGAAUACCUGCGGGUCUUACUCCGCUUCAGAUCGCCGUGCUUUGGCCAAGGCUCUUUUGAACCUAGGCGUCAACGAUGGUUGCACAUGCCAACCGACCCCCCUUCAACGGAGACGCAUUGCCAAAACGACGUUCCUGCGGCCCAGACCUCGCGUAGGCGUCGAUUCGCAGGGUCUACCGUUUCGAGACUGGACCGAAUACCCGUUGGAAGAAGACGAUGACCCGAAUGAGAUCAAAUGGCUGAAGCGCGAGAGCAUCGUCGAAAAUAAGCUUUUCGAUGACACCCGCAGUAUAGGCCAUGCCCUCGAGCCAACGCUGCCGGUAUCACGCCGUCCGCGACGUCGCAGAGUCUUUGCAAAGCAGCCUAGAACUCAAUUUCGAAACAUCACUCCAGUGGUCCUUGACGCAUUGGAGGGGUGGCACGUAGAGCUGGGGCGAUGCGAGAAUUGCCUCAUCAGGGCCAUGCGGUCGUUACCAUUGUGGGUUGUUGCCGUGAAGUCGACCCGCAACGAGGGAUUUGAGUAUGGGUCUCCCGUCUUCGUCAACGCCGCAAGGAACGAGAUGGUGGAAUGGGACGAAGACAUUAGAGGAUGGCGACAUCUGGUACUCGACUAUUAUCGGUGGAUACCUGUCGAAGAACUGGAGGUCAGGCCCUCGGACAGCAAGGCCAAUCCCAACAUCGUAAACGGGACGCGCAGCGUGCCCCUCCCGCUGCAGGCGUGGAUUGAUUACGACGAUUGA
Punctularia strigosozonata HHB-11173 SS5 is the source of this 1404-nucleotide messenger RNA. RefSeq lists its product as uncharacterized. The transcript has 3 exons. NCBI's taxonomy places the organism in Eukaryota, Fungi, Basidiomycota, Agaricomycetes, Corticiales, Punctulariaceae. The record is from RefSeq and is a predicted model, not a curated record. Bases 1 to 1404 code for a protein of 467 amino acids.